This is a messenger RNA of Microstroma glucosiphilum, 597 nucleotides long. RefSeq lists its product as hypothetical. The record is from RefSeq and is a predicted model, not a curated record. The transcript has a single exon. Bases 1 to 597 code for a protein of 198 amino acids. NCBI's taxonomy places the organism in Eukaryota, Fungi, Basidiomycota, Exobasidiomycetes, Microstromatales, Microstromataceae.
AUGGUGAAGCGUCCUCGUCCCCCUCAUCGGCGUCUCGUCGGUCCAAGUCAAUCAGUGAAUGAGCCUUCUAGGAACCCCAAUGCCGGCGGUCAGACUGCCGAUGGGAGCAGUGAUGUCGAUCCUACCCAGCCUACCGACCCUUCGACUGUCAAUGCAGAUCAAGGAAAAGGUCAGGGUAAUGGAAGGGGCAAGGAUACCACCACAGGCGACGGAAAUACUGGUGCAGCAGCUGACAAGCCCGUCAUUGUAGCUGGACCUGAUCCCUCUACCGAUCCCACACCUGUCACGCCCGGUCAGGAUCCUUUGGUCCCCACUGAUCCCACUACGCCUGUGGACGAUGGAGGAAGGGGAGGUGAUCAGAGAGGUGGUCAGGGGUCUACCCAAGGGUCCAAGGGAGGCAAUGGGCAGGGCUCUGAUCAAGGCAGCACGGGGCAAGGUGUUGUCCACAAUGGCUCUACGAGUGAUAAUGGCAACGGUGAUCCCACUGGUGGCAGUACCGACACACCUACCGAUGGGACCACUGGUCCAACAGUCUCUUCCAAGAAUGGAGGGAAUAACCAGGGAGGUAAAACGAAGACUGGCAAAGAUACAAGGUGA